Myripristis murdjan (pinecone soldierfish) is the source of this 1198-nucleotide messenger RNA. RefSeq lists its product as uncharacterized. The record is from RefSeq and is a predicted model, not a curated record. The transcript has 3 exons. The coding region runs from base 132 to 1178 and encodes 348 amino acids. Lineage: Eukaryota; Metazoa; Chordata; Actinopteri; Holocentriformes; Holocentridae.
GGCUGAUGAAGCAGUAUAGCAGGGGGGUUUGUUCAGUAAAGUGUUUGAGCCAGCUACAGCUGAAUUUCAGAACAAAAUGGCUGUACUUAAUGAACAUUCCUUAAGGAUUUGUCUCAAACAACCCUGUUUCCAUGUCCAGAGACUUGACUAGCCAGCUGUUUCCCCCUGGCUAUCAAAGGUCUGGCAAACCUGACAGCAGCUCCCCUCUACCAGCCCUGUCCUACCCCAGCUCUAGGGAUCAUGUCCAGCUCCCUGGCUCUCAGAAUCCCAGUGAGAAGCUAAGCUCCAGCCAGUCAUCUCUCAGACCAGCUGGCUCCACCAACCUUGGCAUGGGAAAUGCAGGGCCUGUCUCUAAAAGCUACCCCUCUUCCUCAGACAAUAGCUAUCACUGGAGAAUCCCAGCAGCCAGCCGAGUAGCUCUGGGCUUUUACAUGGUAAAGGGCCUUCUAACUCUUACCAGGCUAGCAGUCAAUCAGGUUUUGAAGAACCUAGCAGUUGGUAUGGGCCUGUGCGUUAUGAGGGCAGUGAUGCUUCUAUGGCUUUCAGUGGUCAUGACCAUAUCUAUGGUAUGGGUAGUGAGUUUGACAAUUUUCCUUCAUCCCAGGAUGAAGGCUAUGGUGGUCUGUAUGUUUCCUAGGGUGAAGGCUACAAUUCCCCUCAGCGUAGUGCAUAUGACAGUGAGACAAGACUGCUCGAAGGCAAUUUCUAUGGCUCAAAUGUUGGCAGCAGCUACUCAGGAGCUGAGAAAGGGCAAGAUGGUGGCUUUGCAGCCACUGAUGCAAGUGAGUACAGCAGUGUGGGUUUUCAUGAAGUCCCUGAUAUGUCAAGUUUUGAAAGCACUGGACACUCUAACUAUGGUUCUGUGGAUGGAAGCAGUGGCUAUGUCAUUGAGGUCACUAGCGAAGGGGACUGGGAGGAGAGCCCUGAGCCAGUUUUUAGUGAUGUGUCUGAUCUGGAGCCAGUCUCCUCAUUCAGCUCUCGCUCAAGCUACCAACGAGGAAGAGCUGUCUUCUCCCAAACUACUUACACGCCUGGAGAGGUCCAGUCACCGUAUCACAUGGCAGUCGACACCAGCAGUGCGAGUCCAAAACAACCUGCUAAAGGUGGCUACUAAGGAUAAGACAGGUCCAACAUUCAGCUCUGGCCUGAGAUCACUAUCUGCUAUUGACUUGGAAUAAAGUUCUCUCCUUCACGUGUG